CAUGGGUGUCUUCACUCAGUUCACAAGAGGAAAAGACUCGCCCCGGCGAAAAGGUCUCUGGUGUACUACCUGAAAGGUAGAGAGGUCAGGAUGCAGAAUGAGUCCAGCUAUCACCACUUGUUGCACGGAUACGCAGCCCAGCAGCUUCCCAGACUCCUGAAGGAGAGAGAAUUUCACCUUGGGACCCUUAAUAAAGUGUUUGCCUCCCAGUGGCUGAACCACCGACAAGUGGUGUGUGGGACAAAGUGCAACACCUUAUUUGUAGUCGAUGUCCAGACUGGACAAAUUACCAAGAUUCCUAUUCUGAAAGAUCGGGACCCUGGCAUUGUGAACCAGCAGGGAUGUGGUAUUCAUGCCAUUGAGCUCAACCCCUCAAGGACCCUUCUGGCCACAGGUGGAGACAACCCCAACAGUCUUGCAGUUUAUCGUCUGCCUACGCUCGAUCCUGUCUGUGUGGGAGAUGAUGGACAUAAGGACUGGAUAUUUUCAAUUGCAUGGAUCAGUGAUACUAUGGCUGUUUCUGGUUCACGGGAUGGUUCGAUGGGUCUCUGGGAAGUUACAGAGGAUGUGUUGUCCAAGAGCGAUGCCAGGCAUAACCUCUCUCAAGUUCCUGUCUAUGCCCACAUAACACACCGGGCCCUGAAGGAUAUCCCCAAGGAGAACACCAAUCCUGACAACUGCAAAGUCCGAGCAUUGGCUUUCAACAAUAAGAACAAGGAGCUGGGAGCUGUGUCCCUAGAUGGAUAUUUUCAUCUUUGGAAAGCAGAACACACAAUAUCAAAGUUACUUUCCACAAAGUUGCCAUACUGCAGGGAGAACGUGUGUUUGGCUUAUGGUCAGGAGUGGUCGGUGUAUGCAGUAGGAUCACAGGCACACGUCUCCUUUCUGGAUCCCAGACAGCCUUCUCACAAUGUGAAAUCCGUCUGUUCCAAAGAACGAGGCAGUGGUAUUCGAUCGGUGAGCUUCUACGAGCACAUCAUCACAGUGGGAACGGGGCAGGGUUCCUUGUUGUUUUACGACAUCAGAGCUCAGAGGUUCCUGGAUGAAAAGCCCCCACAUGCCUGCUAUGGACAGAAGCAGAAAUUAGGAGGAAGUGAAAUUUUGAAGUUGACUACUGGGGAAGGCUGGCUGAAUCGUGAUGAAACCUGGAGGAAUUAUUUUUCUGACGUAAAUUUCUUCCCAAAUGCUGUUUACACCCACUGCUACGACUCGUCUGGAACGAAACUCUUUGUGGCAGGAGGCCCCCUUCCCUCAGGACUUCAUGGGAAUUACGCUGGUCUCUGGAGCUAAUGACAACUCUUUAUAAAUGCUGGUCUUGACAAAAUUUCCACUUUUCUUUUCCUUUUUUUUUUUUUGACAACAAAAUUGUGUGAUGCUAUUGAUUUCUGGUUUAAAUGCAAGUUAUUUUUUGGCAGAGUUUUCUGUUGGUCUCCAAAAGUUUGAUACAUCUUUUUGAACCAUUUUUUUGCUUUAAUCUCCUUGAUCCUUUGUAUGAAGGGUUUUUGCAAUCUCUUUAUUGUAUUUACUCCAAAUGACUCUUCCCCCACAUUUAGGCUACCUUGGCCAUGUGCCCCCUCCCCUACUUUGCUGUGAGGUAGGAUUCCUUUCUUACAGAGUGAUUGCUCCUGGGCUUUCUGUGAAAGUCUAGGGGCUGCAUGUGUGCAGGUACUUUGUGUCAGUUACAUAACCCAGAGCGAGGACUACUUGUAA
Molecule: messenger RNA, 1710 nt
Organism: Apaloderma vittatum (bar-tailed trogon)
Lineage: Eukaryota; Metazoa; Chordata; Aves; Trogoniformes; Trogonidae
Gene: DCAF12
Product: DDB1 and CUL4 associated factor 12
Exons: 8
Cellular component (GO): Cul4-RING E3 ubiquitin ligase complex
Molecular function (GO): protein binding
Source: RefSeq, a predicted model, not a curated record